Molecule: messenger RNA, 10479 nt
Organism: Bactrocera oleae (olive fruit fly)
Lineage: Eukaryota; Metazoa; Arthropoda; Insecta; Diptera; Tephritidae
Gene: Corin
Product: corin serine peptidase
Biological process (GO): proteolysis
Cellular component (GO): membrane
Molecular function (GO): protein binding; serine-type endopeptidase activity
Source: RefSeq, a predicted model, not a curated record
AAUGGUAAAAACUACAACGAUAACGUAAAAUCAGUUGCAGUGCGUAGGCGGUUGUCGUAGACGUCGUAGCCAAACACGUGCACGGCUAGUUCGUGUCCUAAAGCAGCAUCUAUAGCUGUAGCUUUUUGCUUUUGGUCAAAAGCCUUUUAUUGAAUCUUUUUGCUAUUGGUGAAAAACUACACACUGGUAUUACUACGAAUACUAUAAAUACUGCCGUUACUAUUAUAACGUAACAAAUAACAGUUGUAGUUAGCGUGAAGCAAAAACGAAAUGGAAACACAACUGCAAGAUAAUGUCGAGUCGCUGAUGAGCUUCGCUAAUUCUAAUUGAAGUUAAUAACUUCUGAAUUUCUCUACUAUAUGAGGGCUUUACGAAGGGUGUGGAACACACUGAAGUGCGUGUGCGUGUGUGUGUUAAAUCAUGGCAGUAAAUUUGGAAAGUUUUGAACUUGUACCAGGGCUCACGGAAUUGGCGGCAAUGAUUGUGGAAUGUCAAGUGGAACGAAAUAAAAAAAAACUGUUUUAAAAUUAUUAGUUUCUAAUGGAAAAUUUCAAAAACGGUUUGCAUUUAGUUACCGUUCCAAAACACCACGCGUUGGAAACUAAUUAAUAUGCGAGACUGAAUAUUGAAUAGUGUAACGAAAGUGAAUAUUUUUUGGUAUUUGCAAGUAAAUUGCAUGGAAAUUUCGACAAGCAGUUUGGAGCAUAUAAAAAUAAAAUGUCAAUUUACGUUAAGAACAGAAAUUUGAAUAAAACAAGUAAAAAGUAGCUGAGUUGUAACGCUGACAAUAAUUUAUGAUAAUAAUUAAAAUAUAUAUAGGUUAUUUAUAAAUAUACCGACAUAUAAACACAUUAAUAUGCACACAUAUAUGCUUGCAUAUAAUUGAGAAGUUAUUUUGGAGAUAUCAGUAUGUAUUAAUUCAAAGAAAUUCCCAAAAAUUUAGAUUGCAAAUUAAAUAAACGUUGCCUAAGUUAAAAGUAUAUGUUCCAUACAUUUUCGAUAAAGGGCGCAGGAAAGCGUCUGCGUGCGUAUGAUUUAAUGAAAAGUAACCAAAACUUUUCGAGCUAAAAGUACCACUUUGUGUAUAGAAAAGCAAACAGGCAGCCAAAAUCAACGAAACUUGUAAAAAGAAACAUAAUAUAUUUGUAAAGCACAAAAACAGAAACACACAGUGAAGCAUAAAUCAUAAAAAGGGAACAAUUCAAAUAAAUGUAAAAAGUAAUUACCGAUUUUCAAGUAUAAAGCAUGGCAAGUACUGCAUGGCUCCCACAGGUAUAUAAGUAAGUAAUUUAUGUUCCUAAGACUCAGUUUGAUAUUAAAAAAAACAACGUAAAAUUGAUGAAGAAAUAACUUUGAACCGAAAUGAACUUUGGCAGCAUUUGCAGGAGUGCAAGUAUUUGUCUUCAUAUUUGUGUGUUUAAGUAAUAAAAAUUGGUAUCCUCCCACAAACGAAAACGCCCGGCAGGAUAAAACGUUCCGACGCGCAUACAAUAACACAAACAAAAGCGCAUGCAAAUACAAGUUGAGAUAGCCUGCUGAAACUCCAUACCAGCAAUCAGCGCCAACGCCACACACAGCCAAAGUGACAAAAACUGACUGAAGUAUCCGAGCACGGGCCUUAAUACCCAGUGCACGCGCUGUGCCGGCAUAAAUACUUAAAGCCUCACCGACACGCACACGCAGCGACAUUGUGGCAGCAUCAGCGCUAAAAUUGUACAAACCAAUACUCUAACAGUGUGAACUUGUCGCGCUUUGCGAUAGUGUGCGCACCAAGCCACACACACACCGUAGUGUGUCAACAGCAACUGACAACAGACAAUCGACAACCGCCAACAACGAGCCUCAGUAGCUGCAGUAACCGACAGAACAGCCGCAGCAGCAGCUCCAGCAGUUCCAGCGCCGCAAAUAGCAUUAGAAGCCGAAGAUAAGAACGAAGAAAAGGCGAACGACGGCCACAGCAGAGCCGCGGAACACCGGAACAGCGAGUGCGCCGAGGGGCAGCAGCAGGAGUCGCACUGACGGUGCCGAAAUAAAACACGAACACAUAUUUUAAACAUUUUUGAUGACGAUUUGCAAAAACAUGAGCGCCACACUGUCAAUUAAUCAGAAGCAUUUGAGCGUCAACGAGAAUCAUUUUGGUGGCGUUGUAGAGCGAAAUCGUUCACGAUCGGAACGUGCCUCCAGCUUGGCACUGCCGCACAACUCUCUCUUGGAUUUUUAUGACAAAGAGCAGGAACAAUGCAGCUCGGUGGCUUUGUUGCCGACGACCGUCAAUGUAGUGGUGCGUCGGCAUUCGUCGCACUACUAUCCAAUGUUAGAGGAGAAACACACGCCGCCGUUGCAGCAACAACAGCAGCACCAACAACAACAAUCAUUAAAAACACAUUCACAAAUGCAAAUGCAGACAAGACAAUUAAAUGCGAUGACCGCAACUGGUGGCGCACUACCAACGCUGACCGUUGCCAUUCCCGAGUUGCCGCAAUACAAUUAUAAUCAUAAUAAAGCUGGUCAAUUGGCGAUGCAGGACAUGCAAUCGAUGUCAUCAUUGCCGCUUUCAAGCCUUGUGAAUGGCAAAGAGAAAAAAGUUUUCACAUACAAUACGGUGACCAACAGUGGCAACAGUGCCACCAAAAAUCAACCUAUGAACUUGCCGAACACAGCAGCCCACUCAAGUAUUGUACCGGAUACACCACCCCCACCCGUCCCGAAGCGAACAUUUCGUGGCAAUUACGCUUGGAACGCAGCAAUUGAUUCGCCCACGCCCACGUCCGCAAGUCAAACACCAACCAAAGAUAAACAACACAUCAGUGUUGGCACCGCUUUUGUUUAUCCACCGCAAACACAAACCCUUUCACCCGGACAUCGGCUACAUCAGCAACAGAGCAACACCGUUUAUUACAACUCGAACAUUGGUGGCGGAAACGUAGGCGUGGACCCGGCACAAAUACAAAGUCAAUUGCAAUCACAAACACAAUCCUUGCUUGUUGACCUGGCCACACGUCCGCUAUACGUGGAUUCAGGCCUAGAUGCUGGCGGUAUUUCAGAUGAUGAUCGAAUGAGCUUGGAAAAUUCUGUAUUUGACGAGUCGUUGACAUCGACACCUGUCAAGGUCACCACAAAGGCUGCGUCCGAAGGUACGGCAGGUGGUAAGUUACUAAAUGCUGCAUUCACAGCAAAGACAUUGGUAGCUUUUACGGGGGAAUUGAGUAACGCUGUAAAACGUGCAAAUCGCUCAUCCAGCAGUACGGCUGACUCUACCAUCACCCUCUCUUCUGGCUACGGUUCAGGUCAUAGUGAACGUUUCGCCUCCUCCUCGACAAGUGCGGACUUCCGCAGCCGUUUCUCAUCUGUUGAUACCCAAUCAUCAGUGGAUAGUUGUCCAACAGAGAAGACAAGUGAGUCCUCUGUAUCCAAAGAUUACCCUAAAAUGGAACAAGCAUUACUUAACGAUGCUAUGAACGAUUACAAUAAUUUAAAUAAUAAUGAAACUCGUAUUCAUGUGGGAUGUAAUAGUUUGGUUGGUAAUAAUAAUGCGCCCCCUAGUCGGCACUCUCCAAAUGCGAAUACUCAAAUGAACAACGGAUUGGUGCAGCAAAAACCGCCUAUAGUUCCAACACGAAAACAGUAUCCAGAUGUAGCAAAGAUUCCGCCACCCUGCAGUAAAAACAGUUCACAGCAGUCACUACAAAGCAGCGGUUGUGGCAGCGGCAGUGGUAGUGUGGGUAGUAGUAAUGCUGUCUCUACGGUAUCGGCUUCCACGUCCACCUCCUCUACGGUGUCUGCUGGUUCGGGUUCUUCUACGGGUUCGCUGCUGUCAGGAUCGGCCACUACAUCGAAUAAUGCCAUUUCACCGCUUACACAUAAUGCAGCCAAUGUUUAUCAACAGCCAAAACGUCCAGUACCGCCGAUACCGCCAACGCGCGGUCAAAUUAGUUUCGAUCAUAAUAUCAAUAAUGGUACGCAAAUGGAAGCAACAUCGUCCGCGUCGAAACCACCAACAGCACUAAGUGUUCGGAACAAGCUUGGUAAAAAUAAACCUCCCCCUAUCGUUUACCCAAAACUACAUCAACGGCAGGACUCCAAUUUGUCCAGUGACAGUUUUUCCGUCACUUCCAGUCCUGGUUAUAACUCAAAAAAUCUUAUGGAUGUACCACUACUUCAGAAUGCUGCACGUAUCAAUAAGAGCAGUGCGGGUGCGGGAUUGGGUAUGGGUGUUCCGCAUCAGGAUUCAGUGGAUGGUUUUAAUUUAAAUGGAUCACGAUUUGCUGCGCUAACAUCCAGUGGAAUGGGAAAUCCUGUGCUACCACCUCCACGUAACAAAUACAGCUGCCGUCAGGAUUCCAAUAUUUCCAGUGAUAGUUUCAGUCAAACAUCCAGUCCAAGUUACAAUACAAAGCAAAUGGAAGCUCCUUUAUUACCCUCGCUCUCUGUAAAAAGGUUGUGCGGCGUUCCAGCGCCAAUUGUUUAUAAACAAAAACUGCAAAAUGAAACCAUCGAAGAGAUGGAACAAUCGGUUCCUAUGUCGCCACUUACCAAAUGCGUGUCCACUCCGGCUAGCCUACAAACAAUUGUACGAUUCCAAAAUGGAGCGCCCAACACGAUGUCACUACAGCAUCAGCAGAUUAUCCAUCGUCGCAAAAGCUCCAAUCCUUAUAUCACCAAUGGUCGGCUGAAGUUUCGCCUCUGGCAAGUAUUAGUAAACGCAUUCGCUUUAUUGGUGAUUGCUGGUGGCUUGGCGGCAUAUUUCAAUGCCUAUCCAACCAUAAAAUUCGUCAACAAAACGAUUAUAAACACCGUCCAUGUGGAGGAUACUUCGAUUUAUGGAAAGAACCCCGCACCCGGUACUUGUUUACCUAUCAUAGUCAAGUUUUGUCAAGGUCCACAAAUUCCCUACAACUACACCGUGUUCCCCAAUUACAUUGGACAUUUCGGGCAACUGGAAACUCAAGUGGAUCUAGAUGCCUACGAUGCACUGGUAGAUGUGCGAUGUUACGAAUUAGUCUCACUAUUUCUCUGCACCCUAUUUGUACCCAAGUGCGGUUCGACCGGAGCAACUGUGCCACCAUGUAAAACCUUGUGCACCGAAACUAUGCGUCGUUGUGGUUUCUUCUUUGAUGUGUUCGGCCUCAGUUUACCUGAAUAUUUGAAUUGUAAGCUCUUUAAAGAUUUCGAAAAUCCCGAAGACUGUGUUGGCCUCGACCAAGUGCGUGAGGUGAUGAUAGCAUCGACGAAUCCCAAAUGUGAUGGUUUUCAGUGUGAUCAAAAUCGCUGCUUGCCCAAAGAUUACGUAUGCGAUGGUCAUUUGGAUUGUAACGACCAGACAGACGAAGCCAAAUGCGAACGGUGCCAAAAAGAUGAGAUCUAUUGUGGCGAUGAUCGUUGCAUAGGUAUAAAUCACGUAUGCGACGGCGUAAUAGACUGUCCCUAUGGGCAAGACGAACGAAAUUGCAUUCGUCUAAGCGAUCGUAAUGGCGAUUUAGGUAAAGGCAUGUUGGAAUUCUAUCGUAUAAGCACACAAAUGUGGACGCCAGCUUGUGUUAAGAACUGGGAUCGCGCGGUAUCUCCUUCAGCCGUAUGCUCUAUGUUGGGUUACAGUGCCGUUAAUGCCACGAGUGUGGUAACACUCAAAACACACCGAUCGCUUAUGGCAUCCAUAAAUGUAUCGACUGAUAUUUGGAAUAUGUAUGCGAAGAAACAUUCAAAUUUGAUGCAGGAAUUCUCAAGUUGCUCGCCCGAUGAGGAUUAUCCAGUUGCUGAAUUAACUUGUGCAAAUUACGAGUGCGGAAAAGUUAAACGUGGACGCCACAAACCAUCUCGCCGCAUCAUUGGUGGCUCACAGGCCAAUCCAGGCACUUGGCCAUUUUUGGCCGCAAUUUUAGGAGGGCCCGAAAAAAUAUUUUACUGUGCGGGAGUUCUAAUUUCCGAUCAAUGGGUGCUUACAGCGUCGCAUUGCAUAGGGAAUCAUACCGUCAUUGACCUUGAAGAUUGGACCAUACAACUUGGUGUAACGCGCCGAAACUCUUAUACAUACACGGGGCAAAAGGUUAAAGUCAAAACAGUUAUACCACAUCCGCAUUACAAUACCGUAAUCACACAUGACAAUGACAUAGCACUAUUUCAAUUGGCCACUAGGGUCGCAUUCCAUGAGCAUUUAUUGCCUGUUUGUCUGCCGCCACCCGGAAUUAAACUCAAGCCGGAUCAAAUGUGCACAGUGAUCGGUUGGGGAAAGCGGGACAAUAAAGACCCAAAAUCCACAUACGAACCAAUUGUCAAUGAAGUGCAAGUCCCGAUUAUUGGUCGUCAGCAAUGCGAUGUUUGGCUUGAUAAUCUAACAGUAUCGGAUGGAAUGAUAUGCGCCGGCUACGAGGAAGGAGGAAAGGAUGCUUGUCAGGGUGAUUCCGGAGGUCCGCUCCUCUGUCCUUAUCCGGGUGAAAAGGAUCGUUGGUUUGUGGGUGGCAUCGUAUCGUGGGGCAUAAUGUGUGCACAUCCGAAAUUGCCAGGCGUAUAUGCGAAUGUGAUUAAGUAUGUGCCGUGGAUACAGGAGCAAAUGGCUAAAUAUUCAAAACCUGAAAAUGAAGAGAAGCUGUCUAAAUAUGAUGCACAUCCAGGCGGACCAGAUAUUCUGUCAAACAUAGCAACUGGACCAGUACGCAACAAAAAACCAUAUCACAAUCAGAAUCGGAGUCCAAUGGACAUUGAUUACUACGACAAUUAUAAGAAAACCUAAAUUAAACAUUUAAGUGAAAGUGAAAGAAAUCAGCACAAGAAAGGCAUUAAAUUGUAAGUUUGGUAUUCAAUAUAUAUUAUUACUUAUACCAUAGCGUGAAGGAAGGCAGUCAAAAUAUACGAAAAUAAGUAUAUUGAAUUUUGAUAGACAAUAAUACAUAUAUACUAUAUGUAAAUUAGACAUAGAGAAAAAUUUCUACAAAGUGUUAGACAAUAUAGUUUAGUUGCGAUUCGUUUGUAUUUAACAAACAACAAAUAUAUAUUCAUAUCCUUGUGGCAUAUUGCCAUUUGAAAAAUGGAAUAUGUUUACAUAAAAAAUUAAAUUUAGGCAAAGAGUGUAUAACAGCUAUGCUUAUACAAGUACUACAAGUUUUAUGUAAUACAUUAGUAUUAGGCGGCAAAGUGUUGAGGGGCAAUACCUGUUACCACCAUGCACACAUAUUAAGCGAACAAGUCAAUUUCCGAAUUUAAAUGUCAAUUGGACACAAAGUUCACAGCGUUUUCUUGAAGGGAACCGUUUAAAUGUGACAAAAUCCGUAAGGGUCUACGAAAUACUAAUACAUACAUACAAACAUACAAUGGACAACAAGUUACAAAAAGUAUUUUAUAUUUAUACACCAUGUGUAUAUACGAGUAUGUAGUUUAUUAUUACCGCUUAAAGUUUUACACCAUAUUUUCAUUUUAACAAAUUAAUAUUGACAUAUCUUUCAAGUUUUACAUAGUAUUGUAAUGAAUGAAGUGGAUACUUAUGCUGCGACAGCAAAGAUGCAAUUGACGAUUAUGAUUUAUUUUCCUAUAUGUAUAUGCACAUACGUAUCUACUUCUCCUUCUCUUAUCAAAGAUAACAUUUGACAUGUAUGUUAGUGUGUAUGUGCCUGUGCGGCGACUCAAAACGGUAGUAAUAAAAAAAAUUAUUCUAAUUUGAAACAUACCCACUCAAAUAUACACAUACACACACUUAUAUAUAUAUGUAUAUAUAGGUAUAUAUGAAAUACUUAUACACACACAUUUAUAUGCUACAUACAUAUAUGUAAACGUGAAAUUGUUACAUGUCUAUGAAUGAGCAAAUGUACACAAAAAACACAUUUGCAUAAAUACCUACACAUAUGCAUAUGUACAUACAAAAGUUAUGAUAAGAAAAUAUUUUUUAUAAGCAAAUGGAAAUAUAUAGUUAAUUUUUAUAUGUGUAUACGUAUAAACUGUGCAAAAAAGCUAUUAUCCUUGCAAAAAUACCACACAAAUUAUUAAAGAAAAUACAGAACACAUGAAGUAAAUUAGUUAAUGUAAGACGCAGAAACUGCAUACAUACAUAUAUUAUACAAAGUAGUGAGGUAUGUAGUCAAUGACUGUAAUAUUGUUGUGUGAGCAAAUGUUCAAAAAUAAUUAACUAUUGUAUAUUAAUGGAAAUAAGCUAAUAAGUAGAAAAGUUACAUAAACCACAUGCAUUCAUACUCUACGCACAUCCACACAAUCAUAUGUAUGUGUACCUAAAUCGAACAUAUAUACGCGUUGUGCUAUCUGAAUGAAUUAUGCCUAUUAGAUGUGUGAACUUUGGAUGUUAAUAAAAAUUGAGACAAUAAAAUAAAGUUCAAAACCAAAGCGGUGAAAUGGAAUGCAACAAAUAAAGACAAUGUACCGAAGACAAUAAAUUUGUAAUUCGUAGAAUACCAUAAGUUGUAUUAUAUAAUAAGGUGGAGUGAUGAUUUUAAAUAUUUUUAUACAUUAACAGAUAAUUUGCGUACAUGCGCACACGCAUGGCUGAGGCCAAAAAAAAAUUUAAAAAUAGCGAUUUUUCAUUUUAAAAUGCGAAAAACAAUUGAAAAUUUAUUUUUGCUAACAAUGGUACGGUAAAUAACUAAAUUUGUAAGCGAAUACCAACAUUAUGCUGAGAGAAUAAUUUAAAUUAUUUGAAGUACGAAUCGCUUUUUAUUUUUUUGUCCGUGAAAAAAUGUUACCAUUUUUUUUUUAAUUAAAAGUAUGUUUUUAUGAAAAUAUUAUUUUCAAUUAAACGACAAUAAAACAAACAUAAAUUAAUUGUAACACACGAAUAUUAGUGCGACGUUUUGUUGUAAGCUUCUAUUUAGUAAAAUUAUAAAAAUAAAGAGAAAAACUAAAUGAAAUAUAUGCAUGGGUUUCAGCUUUAACAAUAUGAAAUUAAUUAAAUAUAUACAUGCUGUCUAUAUAUACAUACAUACAUAUACACGAUAUAUAUAAAUGCUAAUUUAGCCAUACAUACAUAUACUUAUACUAUUUACAAUUAGAUGUUAAUGUAAUUACAUAAAAGAAAUACAUAGUAUCAUGUGGAGCUGCAACCACAGUCUAUAAGUAAUAAACAAAGCUGAUUUUUACCUCACUCAACCACAUAUUUUUACGCACGAAUGACGUUAUACAUAUGUACAUACAUUUUACAUACAUAUAUAUUAUAAAAGGAACUAUUAAAUGCAAUUUUCCAAGGAACAACUAACAGCAACGUAUACGAGCACACAUAUGAUACACUAUGGUGACCGAUUAUUUUUUGCAAACAUCCACUGAAGUUUCAGUUUUUGCCCUAAAAAUAUGAUUUCUAUUUUCUUUCGCAUAUACAUAUUAAUAAGGGAUUUUUUAUCUUUUGCAUUCAAUUUUUAUCUUCAAAACAAAUAAACCUACAGGUUAUCCUAAUACAAAAUUUGGCGCCUUACUUGAAAAGUUAUACGCAGUUAAAGUUAUACAUCAAAUCAAUUGAUGACUUCAGCAUGCAUACAGGUACCUUAUAAAUUCUCUGUUACUUAUACGGCACGUUGUACUGAAUUCAUGCACAGCAAACUUGUAUGAAUGAUGAGUACACUUGAUGUCUAAUUUCAACAGCAUAUAACUUUUAAAGGGGGGAUUUUAUGUAUAUGUGUAAAAAUUAUCAUAAAUCUUUUUGUAGAGCGAUAAAUUUUGUAUUUGAAAUAAGUGAAAUCAAGGAAAUUUAUUUUUUAUUUAUCUUAUUUUUAAUUGACUUUUCCGCUUCUUAUCUGUUUUGCCUGGCUGAAAUUUAGUUAAGAAGAUUCAUACUAUUGUAUGCAUAUGUGAACGUAUGUAUGUAUGUUUUCAUAUAGAUUGUACAAGUGUAUGUAGACAUGUAUGAAAUGAAGUGCACAUAUACGCACAUUCACACAGCUUUAUAAUUUCGAACGAAGUGUUGUAUACUUGAAUUUAUAUAUACACAAACAAAUAUAUGUAUAUUAUGUAUAAACCAUACAUAUACAUAUACUAUAUUCUAUAAUACAUGCAAAAUUUGUGGUAGAAAGAAUAUAAAAAGAAUGUGAAUAUUUACUAUUUUAAAAUAUGUGGCGCAAAUUUCAAACGAUUUAUGGCAAAUAACAAAAUAAAAAUAGAUUGUUUGUUUGUGAUUAAAUUCCAUGCUGAAUAUAGACAUACAUACAUAUGUAUGUCUGUAAGUGGGACUAUAUACAUAAAUAAUGUACGAAGCAUAUAACCAAUAAAAGUAGGAGCCAGACACACCCAUACAUAUUUACUUAUAAGGGCGGUAUAUUUACCAGCAUAUAUACUGUUUGCUAUCACACAACUAAUACUCCAAUUAGCGCAAGUACUAUGUAUGAAUAUUUAUACCCUUAGCAAAGAAUUACAAUAUUGUAACUAAAGUAUAAUAUAUCAAAAGUACAUGUUUGUAUGUUAGAAAUUGUAGACAAAAUUGAGAAAUGCGUGCAGCAAAAGCUUACCAUGCAUGUUUUAGAGAUUAAAAAACAUUAAAUAAUAUACAAAAAAAAA